Molecule: messenger RNA, 921 nt
Organism: Zygotorulaspora mrakii
Lineage: Eukaryota; Fungi; Ascomycota; Saccharomycetes; Saccharomycetales; Saccharomycetaceae
Gene: ADE1
Product: phosphoribosylaminoimidazolesuccinocarboxamide synthase
Exons: 1
Coding region: 1-921 (306 amino acids)
Biological process (GO): 'de novo' IMP biosynthetic process
Cellular component (GO): cytoplasm
Molecular function (GO): phosphoribosylaminoimidazolesuccinocarboxamide synthase activity
Source: RefSeq, a predicted model, not a curated record
AUGAGCAAAACUAUUGCCCAGACUGAAUUGGAUGGGGUUCUACCCUUAGUUGCAAGGGGGAAGGUUAGAGAUAUCUACGAGGUGAAUCCUGAGACUUUAUUGUUCAUUGCUACCGACCGUAUUUCUGCUUAUGAUGUGAUCAUGGAUAACACUAUUCCAGAUAAAGGUGUUUUGUUGACAAAACUAUCCGAAUUUUGGUUUGAUUUUCUAUCCAAGGAUGUCCGUAAUCAUCUGAUUAAAAUCCCAGCUGAUAAAUCCGUAUUUGAUUUCCUGCCUAAAGAAUUGAGUGAGCCCAAGUAUAAGGAACAACUGCAGGGAAGGUCUCUCUUGGUUCAAAAACAUAAGUUGGUACCUUUGGAGGUCAUCGUUCGUGGCUAUAUCACUGGCUCUGCAUGGAGCGAGUAUUCAAAAACCCGCUCUGUACAUUCCUUACCUCAACCGGAUGGUUUACAAGAAUCUCAAGAGUUCCCAACCCCAAUUUUCACACCUUCCACCAAGGCUGAACAAGGUGAACACGACGAGAAUAUAUCACCUGAAAAAGCAGCUGAAAUCGUCGGUAAAGAGCUCUCCGAGAGAAUAGCUAAAUUGGCUAUCAAACUAUAUGUUAAAUGUAAGGAAUAUGCAAGGAGUAAAGGUAUAAUAAUUGCUGACACCAAGUUUGAAUUCGGUAUCGAUGAGGAGACAAAUGAAAUUAUUUUAGUUGAUGAAGUUUUAACGCCUGACUCAUCGCGUUUCUGGAGCUCUAAUGAUUAUAAGGUAGGAGAAUCUCAAAAUUCUUAUGAUAAACAGUUCUUGAGAGACUGGCUCACUGCCAAUAGCCUAAGAGGUGUCGAUGGGGUCAAGAUGCCUGAAGAUAUAGUUGAUAAGACAAGAGCCAAAUAUCUCGAAGCCUACACAACCUUAACUGGUGAAGACUUUUGA